UUACUACAUAGUCAAGAGCCUGGACCAUGGAAAUCUUGCUGCUCAUCUGCCUCAUUUCUUUUGUGCUUCCAUCUAAAGUGAUGUCUUCAGGUAACUACAACAUUUAUAAAGUAAACACAAUUGAAGAAGAGGCUUGUGUUUUAAAUUGUAAAGCUUGUAAUGGUGUCCAUUAUGUAAAGUGGUCCAGAAACAGCAGCCUGAUCCAAGAAUUAUCAUCAAAAGAAGAGGAAAGAAUACAUUAUAAUUCAACCAUAUUGUGGUUCCUUCCCGCUGUUUUGAAUGACUCUGCAGUGUACAUUUGUAUUUGUAGCGAAUCUGCAGGAUUUGGAAGCGAUGAAAUUUUAAGGAAUAAUUUUGAAUUAACUGUAUAUAAAAAGGACGUUAUGAACGAAGCACUGCAAUUUACUCGCAAAUUAAUUUCACCAACUUCACAAAUUACUUGUCCUGGUUUACUGCCUGAUGUAAAUGUGACCUGGUAUAAGUGGCCAAAGGACACCACAGUUUUGAAUGGAUAUAAGACUUUUGAGAAGUUGCCAGAGAAGGGACCAAAGCUUUACUUCCACUACCCUAACCGUUCAAAUGAAGCACUUUACACUUGUAUCAUGAGUGGAGUGCAUCAUGGGAAACCAUUUCAGCUGUCGAGAACAGUACAUGCUGUUUUAACAGCUCCAUCUAUUUCAUUAACCCCAAUAAUUAAGAGUCCAAACAAUGAGACUGUGGAGGUAGAUCUCGGUUCUCCUAAAAACAUUGUGUGCACAGUUUUCUUUGGAUUUAAUUCAAAGGAUGUAAGCAUUGUACAGUGGAAAUUAAAUGGGACCAGUUUGAAAAACCAUGACGAUUAUAUUUUACAUGAGCAGAGAAGUGAGGAAGAAAAUAUGACCAUUCACCGGUUAACUUUGACCAUCAAGAAAGUGACAGAAAAGCAUUUUAAUACUUACAAAUGUUGUGCUGCGAAUAGUGAGAAGUGGGUGCAAAGCUUCAUAACCUUAAAACCAAGAGAGGGGAGCAAGGCUCACUUUGUGGUAACAUUUUUUGGGGUUGCCGCAUUAGUAAUGCUCUGUGCAGCAGUUUUGCUAAAGUAUUUCAUGAUUGACAUUGCACUGUUCUUUCGGAGUUCAUUUAAAUCACGCUCACAUCAGCAUGAUGGAAAAAUAUAUGAUGCUUAUAUAACUUAUGCUGCUGAAAAUCUACAAGAAUCUUUCAAGAAAAUAGUUAACAGAUUUGUGCAUGAAGAUUUGAUAAAUGUCUUAGAGAAGACAUAUGGCUAUAAACUUUUCAUUUCUGGAAGGGAUGAUCUACCAGGAAAUGAUAAAGCAGAAGAUAUUGGAAGAAACCUACAGAUCAGCAGACGCCUCCUUAUUAUUUUAACGCCUUCAGAUUGUACAAAUGUCUAUGAUCAGCAAGUGGGAUUGUUUAAUGCUCUUCUUAAGGACAGUAUGAAGGUAAUACUAAUUGAGAUGGAAGGGUUGAGCAGCUAUGGAGAGCUCCCUGAAUCUCUGAUCCACAUUAUCCAAAAAAGGAAACCUUUAAAGUGGAAGAAAAAACAAUCAGCAAACUCAAGGUUCUGGAAACAUCUUAGAUACCAAAUGCCCUAAACCCAAAACAAGGGCGGGAGAUUUCAAAAUGAGUCUGUAAAUUGUGCAAGCUUUUGAAAUGUAAUGUAAUUUGUUUUCAUUUUUUAGAUGGCUUAGGAAGAAUUCUUUUUACACAUACACAUACACACAUACUUCAUAGCCCUUUGAUUCUGAUCUGAGCUAGUUUCUCUGUGGAGUAUAUAUAUGUUCGUUUUAUGUUUGUAUGGGGUCCUCCACCACUUCCUAAAGAUUUGUUGUCCAGGUUCAAAGGCUCCAUUAUACUUUUGUGUUUCUAUAUAUGUGUGCCAUUGAUAGACUUCCAUGCCUUUCAGGGUUGUCCUUACAGCUGUCAGGGCAGAAAUAAUUGUUGACUUCAGGUCACCUACAGAAGAAGAAAUGAGCUUGCAAAUGGAUGGAGGCAUGGACAGCAGACACACUUGUCUUCAUACAGGUUUUGGCAGAAAGAUUUUCAAUCAGCACUCUGUGUUCUUAGUUUGUCAGCAUACAUUUUUCUUGUCAUUACAUGACCAGUUGGAAUGUUUUUAGAAUCUGCAUAUUACGCUUUUGCUUCAGAAGUUAUAUUUUAAUAGUAUUCAACAUGUAAGCUUUUUACAGUGCAAUAAAUCAUCCAGCAGAUGACAACAGUGUAAGCUAACUGUCCUACAGAAAAUGUCUGUGAGCUCAGCUGGUCACUAUGUUUGAAGGAUUAUUUUGUGGAGGGGCUGCAAGUGCAUUAUAGUUAUGUUAUAGUUUGGCCAGCUUUCCUAGCUUUAUUUUCUCAUCUUUUUAU
Molecule: messenger RNA, 2364 nt
Organism: Polypterus senegalus (gray bichir)
Lineage: Eukaryota; Metazoa; Chordata; Cladistia; Polypteriformes; Polypteridae
Gene: il1rl1
Product: interleukin 1 receptor-like 1
Exons: 13
Coding region: 27-1595 (522 amino acids)
Biological process (GO): signal transduction
Molecular function (GO): interleukin-1 receptor activity
Source: RefSeq, a predicted model, not a curated record